This is a messenger RNA of Leucoraja erinaceus (little skate), 2277 nucleotides long. RefSeq lists its product as uncharacterized. NCBI's taxonomy places the organism in Eukaryota, Metazoa, Chordata, Chondrichthyes, Rajiformes, Rajidae. Bases 232 to 687 code for a protein of 151 amino acids. The transcript has 24 exons. The record is from RefSeq and is a predicted model, not a curated record.
GAUGAGGAACUGCAACAUAAGGAAAUUGAUUUGAAGAAGCAUUUGCAAUUCGAUGAAGAAAAGUUACUUGAAUUAAAAGCAGAGCAUCAGACAUUGCAAACUAUUCGCCAAGACCUCGAACUGCUACUGCGUACAAAAACAAAAGGAACGCAGGAACUACAGAAACAAUUGGACGAAGCUAAAGAGGAAUUGGCCCGAAAAGAUAAAGAAAUAACGCUACUUAAAGAAGGCAUGCAAAGCAAAGGAACGGAGGAACUAAAGAAACAAUUGGACGAAGCUAAAGAGGAAUUGGCCCGAAAAGAUAAAGAAAUAACGCUACUUAAAGAAGUCACGCAAAGCAAAGGAAUGGAGGAACUAAAGAAACAAUUGGACGAAGCUAAAGAGGAAUUGGCCCGAAAAGAUAAAGAAUUAAAGCUACUUAAAGAAAUCAUGCAAAGCAAAGAAGGAUGUAUGAGCGAAAUAAUCAAACUCAAGGCAGAGCUGGCGGAUACAGUUGAGAUAAUGAAGAAAAAAGAAGCUGAAAUGCUGAAACAUCUGCAAAACGAUGAAGAACGUUUAAAACAAUCGAAGUCUGAAUUAGAGAAAUUGCAAUCAAUUCGCAAGGACGUCGAGGAGUUGGUUAAGCUGAAGGAUGAAGAACUGGCACGGCUGCGAAAGCUACUCAGCGACCAUGAAAUAGCAAACUAGAUCAUAUCUAAUCCCGCUGUCCAUCACGCUACCACAGUGUUGGUGCUACAGAGAAAAACAUUGUUUACUUCAACUGCAUUAGUUUGUUAUAUUUUAUACGUGCUCAUAACCUUCUUUUAUUAUACUGCUGUGUCACUAAGGUGUAAAACAUGCUUUGCAUUAUUGAAACAAGCUGUAAAUCUGUUCAUUUGUUCAUCAUUUUCCAAGUGGUUGGAUGACGUGCAGAACGAUGUAACAGAAAUCUCCCUUUUACCAGGAAACAUGCUCAAUGUGUUCAGUGGCAGGUCACAUUGUCAGUGAUAACUAAAACAACGUUGUUUUUGAAGAGGUUAGAUCCCGAUAAUGAUAAAUUGAUUUCUCUUUUAUUUUACUGAAAAUUAAGGAAUCGUCAAACUAGAAUGGAAUAAGUAUAGAGCAACACGUUGACCACGAUAUCCAAAUACUAAAGCUUCAUCGUCUUGUACUUUGUUAUUUGAAUCAGAAUGUUACCACAAAGGAGGGUGCAUUUAUUAACAACACACUACUCAAAUUGUCCGUUGCAUGACGAGAUGUGUACUUUGGAAAUUUAAGUUGUGUUUGAAAUGUUCCCAAUGAGGCCUUAUGGCGGUGUCAUUUGGAUUGUUCACUUUCCCUGGAUGGUGCCUAAGAGAAUAUGAAUACAAAUUAAUAAUUACAUCUUUGUGAAAAUAGGCAAAUACUGGAAAGCAUAUUUUCAAAAUUACAGGAUAAUUCCCAAAUGAACCGGCGGACUGGGAUUGCAAAGCAGGUGCUGUAGGAGAUUGGUUUGAUGCGGUUAUUUGUUGACGAUUUCUCAUCUGCUCCAAAAGUGUUCAAUAUAUUGAAAUCCAUACCACAUCUCUGUACGGAAAUGCUGCCUAUCGUGCGGAGCAUUCCAGUCUUUUCACUGUCUAUUCACACGUUUAGUAUUACAAAUGAAUGCCUGUAUUUAGAUACCUUAGAAUUAGACAGGUUCAGUGCAUCUUAGAUUUCUGUUGAAUUCCUUGAUAUUACUAUAAAACGGUUAGAUUCGGAAAAUUACUUCCCCUUCCAAUGAACCUCUAAGAUAAGCUUAAAAACUGAAAAGAGGAAACCGGUUCGUACGAGUGUUUUACCACAAUUUCGUAAACAUUGGACGAUAUAGACUUAACUGAACAUAAACCGCCACCAAACCAGUCUCGUUAUUUGUUGGAGAUUAAGCCGCAGUAUGUGAUCAAACAAUGGAAGGAAAAUAACAUCAAUAUCUUCCAGGAUCACGAGAAUGAUGAUAAACUAUAUACUUUAGCAAAUUUUGCUCCCGUAAUAAUGUGUUCUGAUGAAUUACACAGCGAGGAAUGGAUCGCAUCAUAUACAUGUUUAGUUAACGUACACGAUUAUCUGUUGAGCUGCACGAUAACACAACGUCAAAUUUACACUUAAAAUCUCACAGUACAAUUUGCCACGACUUGAAUUCCAGACCGCGAAUUUGCGUUCCAAUUCCAUGAUCUACCGCCAUUGUAUUCAUUUUCUGAGUUAUAUAUGUUUCCUUAUUCACACAACUAAUAUUUCAGUUCAUAUAUUGUUCGGCUGGUUUGGAAAUUAAUAAAAAAUAUA